AUGUUAUCGAGAACUCUCAUGAAUAGGAAGAUAUCGCAACUCAAUAUAAAACCACUACGUUUACUACAUUUCAAAACUGCUUCCACUCCUAAUGAAAAUGCUUUAAAAUUCAUAUCACCAGAAUGCCCUAUCCUACCUUUAGAAAAUACUACUUUUGAGUUCACCUCCACUUUGCAAGCCAUCCAUUCACCCUUAGCUUUACAAAUAUUCAAAAUACCAGGUGUUAAAUCCAUCAUGUUAGGAGCAGAUUUUUUGACAGUUAAUAAAUUAGAUAAUUAUGAUUGGAAUCAAUUAACAUCAGAAGUUAUGGACACGAUGAACAAAUUUUUAGAUAAGAAGAAAGACAAAACACCAGUAAUAACACAAGAGCUAAUAGACAAAUUGGAGCAAGAUAAACUAACUGAAGAUGAAAAUGAUUCAGAGAUAGUAUCAAUGAUCAAAGAAUUGAUCGAGACUAGAAUUCGACCAGCUAUUCAAGAUGAUGGAGGAGAUAUCGAAUAUAAAGGAUUUGAUGAAGAAACAGGAACGGUGUUUUUGAAAUUACAAGGAGCUUGUAAGUCGUGUAGUGCAAGUGAAGACACUUUGAAAAACGGUAUAGAAAGUAUGUUAAAACAUUAUAUUGAAGAAGUUAAAGAGGUUGAACAAAUCUUGGAUCCUGAAGAAGAAAUUGCGAUGAAAGAAUUCGAAAGAUUGGAAGCUCAAUUAGGCAAAAAAAGUGGUUCACAAGCAUUCGAUGAUGGACCUCCAAGCUUGUGA
Molecule: messenger RNA, 756 nt
Organism: Lodderomyces pseudojiufengensis
Lineage: Eukaryota; Fungi; Ascomycota; Pichiomycetes; Serinales; Debaryomycetaceae
Exons: 1
Coding region: 1-756 (251 amino acids)
Biological process (GO): iron-sulfur cluster assembly
Cellular component (GO): mitochondrion
Molecular function (GO): iron-sulfur cluster binding; iron ion binding
Source: RefSeq, a predicted model, not a curated record